UGUGUUUGAAGAAAAAGUGACAAAAACUAAAUCGCGAUAAACAGAGAGUGUAUAUAAAAAAACACAUAACCAUUCAAAAUAGCCAGACAUCAGUGUUUGUUGGUGUCAUUGAAUUUGUACAUACAUUUGAGUACAUUAUAAACAGUGUGUUAUACACUAUACAGACAUACAGUGGUAUACAUAGACUGUGUAUUGAAUGGAUGUGUUGUCAUCAGUGGUGGGUAUGUCUGGGCAGUCGUGGGCAUCACUGUUCACAUGUGCGGCCUUUUAUUUAAUGAUCGCUAUAUGUGUGGCGCAAACAUUUUACCCACUCUUCAUGAUCAUCAAUAUGUGGCUCCGGAGGGCCAACAUCUUCUACCACUACUUCCAUAAAGUGGACGAAAAGAGUUUAAGACACGGCGGAGAACUGGUGGCCAAAGUGUUGCAAUCGCAUGGAGUCGAGCAUAUCUUCACGCUCUCCGGCGGACACAUCGCUCCCAUUCUGACCGCU
This is a messenger RNA of Medioppia subpectinata, 490 nucleotides long. The record is from the annotation of a GenBank genome assembly. Lineage: Eukaryota; Metazoa; Arthropoda; Arachnida; Sarcoptiformes; Oppiidae.